GCUGCCGUCAGUCAGAAGGCUGCACCUUCCACCAUGGGCUCCUCUCGGGCACCCCGGACAGGGCGUGUGGGCGGGCACGGGGCCAUGGUCUUGCUGCUGGCUGGGCUCCUCCUGCCAGCGACCUCGGCUAAGAGCAUCGGGAUCCUGUCAGACCCCUGCAAGGACCCCACGAGGAUCACCUCACCCAGGGACCCCUGUGUCCUUGUUAAGGGCCCCAGCAGCGGCAGCGGCUCCGCCUCCGCCUCCGGUUCUGGCUCCAGCUUCUCUGGCGGCUCCCAGGGCGGCUCCCCAGGAACCGUGGUGUUUAAGCCAGGGACGGGGUAUUCCCAGAUCAGCUACUCUUCGGGACCCAGCUCCAGCUCCAGCUCCCAAAGCUCAUCCAGCUCCACCUAUUCGGGAGGCAGCAACCGGGGACGAGGGGACGGCUCCGCUCUGCCCACCGACGAUUCCUCCUACUCCUCUUCCUCCCGCUGGUUGGGCUCGUCCCAGUCCGGGGGCAGCUCUUACACCUCCCAAUCCUCCGGGCCGUCCAGCAGCAGCCGCAGCUCCAGCCUGCAGCCCUGCAGCUCUGACGUCCCCGACUCCCCCUGCAGCGGGGGCCCUGUGGUCUCCCACUCCAGCCCCUACAUCUCCAGCUCCCACUCCGUGUCGGGCGGCAAGAGGCCUGUGGUGGUGGUGGUGGAGCAGCAUGGCUCUGGUGGCCCUGGUGUGAUUCAAGGUGUCCCCUGCAGCAGUGGCGGCCCCCCAGGCAGGCCCUGUCCCCCCAUCACCUCUGUGCAGCAGCCCUACGGAGGCUACGAGGUGGUGGGCGGCUCCUCUAGCAGCUACCUUGUCCCCGGCAUGACCUACAGCAGGGGCAAGAUCUACCCCGUGGGCUACUUCACCAAAGAUAACCCUGUCAGGGGCGCUCCCGGGGCACCCCCUCUUGCAGCUGGGCCCCCCGUCUCUGAGGGCAAAUACUUCUCCAGCAACCCCAUCCUCCCCAGCCACACCUCCUCCGGCUCCUUCCAGUGGGGGGUGCCCCCGGCCAUUGUGUUCCAGCCCGUGGGCUCCGGUGGGGUCCAGCCCUGCGGGGUCAGCUCCACGGGCUCCAAAGGUCCCUGUGGCCCCUCAGGUUCCACGGUGCACCUCGCUCCCAGCAUUCCCGGUGCUUCUGGCUCACCGUCCUCCCAGCCCUGUGGUGGUUCUUCCCAGGGGCCCUGCUCCCCACCGGGGCCCGGCUCCUUCAGUGGCAGCACCAGCUCCCUGCCGGGUACCAGAGUCCUCCAGCCCUGCGGCAGCAAGUCCGUCUCCGCAGGCCAGCCCUGCAUCUCCGUUUCCUCCUUGACCUUGAGCGGGGGUCCCGACGGCUCUCCUCAGCCCCAUCCCUCUGCUGCUGCCAAGCCCUGUGGCCUCAACAGCCCUGGAAGGGUUCCCUGCCGCUCCAUCCGGGACAUCCUGGCCCAGAUACAGCCUCUGGGACCCCAGCUCGCUGACCCGGCCGUCUUUCUACCCCAAGGAGCGGGCCCUGCAAGCUCCUGAGCCAGGUGUUCACUGUGCAUCUCGGGCACACAGCUGGGAGGCGUCCGGGCCUGGGCCGCCUCACCCUGCUCCUCCCGGAGUGCUCGCGCCCUCCCUUAGCCCAGAGCCACAGGUGCCCCUCACCUGUCUCCCUCGGCCCCAUGGCAGGCAGCCUCCCGGUCCGUCUCCUCUCCCUCUCCUGCUGCUCAGCCCAACACCCCCAACCCUGCUGCUGUGUGCUCGGUGCCAGGCCUCCCCCGGCCUCCCUGCGGUUUCUCUGGCUGACUGAGGUGACCACUGGCUGAGCCACCCAUGCAAGUCCUUGGCCGGAAACCCAGGGUCGCUCCUGGACCUCAACGCCCAGAUCCAUCCACAUCCUCCCCGACUCUUCCCCUUUGCCAAAUAAAGCAAAGUCCAAGCCAUGCCCCAAAA
Messenger RNA from Heterocephalus glaber (naked mole-rat), 1932 nucleotides. RefSeq names its product corneodesmosin (gene Cdsn). Lineage: Eukaryota; Metazoa; Chordata; Mammalia; Rodentia; Bathyergidae. The record is from RefSeq and is a predicted model, not a curated record. Gene Ontology annotation, biological process: skin morphogenesis; cell-cell adhesion. Gene Ontology annotation, molecular function: protein homodimerization activity.